AUAAAAGAUUAAAUACAUACAUAGCAUUAUCCAUACUCACUCCGUGCUCUUACGAAGCAGGAUAACAGCGUCCAGAAUUCAUCUCAAGUUUUCAAAAACAGAAUAUGAAGCGCUUUGUUAUGCUGCUGGUUACUCUGGCGGUGGCGAAUUCAUUUCCCUUGGAAAAUGAGGAAAACGCCGCGCUGAAAACAAAGGUUUUGGGUCCCCGUGUACUAGAUGCUGGUAAUCGCAAGAUCCUUCCGAAGAUACCCAUGGUUGAAACACCUCUUACUCCACAGAGUGCUUGGGACAGCAAUGUUGGUCGGUCAUCAAUGGAUGCCAGUGUCAGCGGAGCACAAAAAAAUAGUAAACAGGAUUGGGGCAUCAAUGGUAAACGAGGUUGGGGCAUCACUGGUAAACGAGGUUGGGGCAUCACUGGUGGUUACAAUGGACGCAAUUGGGGCGUCAGUGGUAGUUAUGGGAGUAACAAUGGCAAAUCGAGUUUGGGCAUCAGUGGCGGAUUGGGGAACAAUGGCCCACCGGGUUGGCACGUCGGUUUCGGUUAUCACAAGAAAUUUGACCCACAGGUGAAUUACCUAUCGGGAAGUCAAGGUCGACGCCAAAACGGCCCACGUUACAACAUUCGGACGAAAUAAAGGUCAACGCUCCUAUGAUAUGAGGAAAUAUAAAGAAGAAAGUGUCUUAAUUUACUAAACUUUAGUAAGAAACGUAGCAUUUGGACUCGAUUUUGUAACAAUACUCAAUAAUUUUAAUGAUAAAGAAAUGGCACUAAGGAGCAAACAAAGGAUUAAAAAGGAGCAAAGUA
Messenger RNA from Pocillopora verrucosa, 805 nucleotides. NCBI's taxonomy places the organism in Eukaryota, Metazoa, Cnidaria, Anthozoa, Scleractinia, Pocilloporidae. The record is from RefSeq and is a predicted model, not a curated record.